AUCGCAAAAUGUCCCUCGCGACCGCGCAGGGCGGUACCAGCCCCGCCAAAGACGGCGACCUCCCCUCUGCAGCGGCCGCCACCUCGCCGCGCCAAGCCUCCGAGGACCCGUUCGCAAACCUCGACCCGUCGCUGCAUCCCGUCACGCUCAACAGCGUCGAGACCGAGGCGCAGAACCCCCUCACCCACUUUGCCCAGCACGUGCUCGAUGACCACGAUGGCGGGCUGCUCGGCUUCAACGUCGACGGUGACCAGGGUAACGCGUUGUUUACGGCCACGGGCGAGGCGAGAUUCGGCGAGCUCUUAGAAGCGGCCGGCCAGAGCGAGCGCGUCCUCGAGCAGCAGUCGACAAACGGCGGCCACGACGACGCGUUCACCAUCAACUCGCUCGAGGCUGGCGCGGAGGGCGGCCACAACGAGGAGGUGGGCGAGGAUGGUGUGGUCAAGAUGGGCAGGCUCGUCGGCCGCCCGAAGCGGCGACGCGAUGGAGAAGAGAUAAUCGUCGGCCCCGUGGAGAAUGGCGAGCCCAUCGACCCCAUCAAGAUGAAGAAGGACAGCCACAAAGAGGUUGAGCGCAGGCGGCGAGAGAACAUCAACGACGGAAUCAACGAGAUUGCGCGUCUCGUUCCCGGCGGCAGUGAGAAGAUGGGCAAGGGCAUGCUACUGCGCCGCGCUGCCGACUACCUGGGCGACAUUGCGAACAAGAUGGGUCGCUUUGAUGAGGAGCUGACGAGCAAGGACCGCGAGAAGCAGACGAUCCAGUCCGAGCUCGUGCACUCGCAAGCCCGCUUGGCCGAGGAGCACGCGCGUUCGAUGCGCUUCGAGACGUCGUGGCGCGAGGCCGAGGACCGCGCGGCGGCCUCGCAGUUCGAGGUGGAUCGCCUCAAGACCGAGAUCGAGCAGCUGAAAAAGAAGCUGGCGGAGCAGGAGGCAUGAGUUGAGCUGUGAAGCUGGUUGUUCCAGACUAGACGCCGAGGCGAUGUUGUAUGUGUAGAGAGGCGGGCGAUGACCGUUACGUGUUUGGAGCAGAUGAAUGGACUGGC
Molecule: messenger RNA, 1042 nt
Organism: Vanrija pseudolonga
Lineage: Eukaryota; Fungi; Basidiomycota; Tremellomycetes; Trichosporonales; Trichosporonaceae
Gene: psiR
Product: Psilocybin cluster transcription regulator
Exons: 3
Coding region: 9-935 (308 amino acids)
Cellular component (GO): nucleus
Molecular function (GO): DNA-binding transcription factor activity; protein dimerization activity
Source: RefSeq, a predicted model, not a curated record